Molecule: messenger RNA, 1483 nt
Organism: Candoia aspera
Lineage: Eukaryota; Metazoa; Chordata; Lepidosauria; Squamata; Candoiidae
Product: proteinase-activated receptor 1-like
Exons: 2
Coding region: 56-1279 (407 amino acids)
Biological process (GO): blood coagulation; positive regulation of blood coagulation; thrombin-activated receptor signaling pathway
Cellular component (GO): plasma membrane
Molecular function (GO): thrombin-activated receptor activity
Source: RefSeq, a predicted model, not a curated record
GUCAAAUUAGGUUUCCAUUAACCCUUGAUCAGAGAAAAGGAAGGUGUUUUUUUAAAUGUUACUUAGGUUGAGGUUUAACAGCUUUUCCGGAGGAGAAAUGGAAUCUUCUUGGAGGAUGCUACACUGUCUUCUCUGCCUGCUCUGUGUCUUGGGUGCUACCGUGAAAACGAACAAUUCAUCAGAUCAAAUGAUUCUUUCAUCCAAGCCUAGGAAACUUUUGCCAACUUUAAUCGAUUCCCCAAAUGGGACUCUGUUAGACAUCCACAGUAAAGAAGGAAGUCAUAUUCUCUUUGCAGAAGAUGCUGAAACAUAUUUGACUAGUCCAUGGCUGACUCAGUUUCUCCCUGCAGUCGACAUUCUUGCAUUUGUUCUGGGUCUUCCCUUAAACUUUUUGUCUGUCCUUAUCUUUGUGAUGAAGACAAAGCUUUGGAAGCCAGCUGUGGUGUACAUGCUCAACCUGGCUUCUGCAGAUCUGCUUCUAGUGAGUGUGCUGCCUUUUAAAAUUUCCUAUUUAUUGAGGGGACACAACUGGGUCUUUGGACCCACCAUGUGCCGAUUGCUCACUUCUACUUUCUUCUGCAACAUGUACUGCUCCAUUCUGUUGAUGACGGGGAUCAGCAUGGAUCGUUUCUUGGCUGUGGUUUGCCCCAUGAAGUCUCUUUCCUGGCGCACAGUGAGAUGCGCCUCUGUGGUUUGUUUUACCAUCUGGCUCCUCGCCAUAGCAGGGACGAUACCAUUCCUGGUUUUUGAUCACACUCAUUGGAUACCUCAGCUAAACACUACCACCUGCCUCGAUAUCAUAAACAUUUCUGUUACUGUGAAAUUCUUUAGCCAUUACUCUUUUGCCAUAUCUGUUCUCUUCUUUUUGAUCCCAUUACUAAUCUCUACCGCUUGUUAUAUGUGCAUUAUAAGGCAACUUUCUUUGUCCAGUGUUAUGGUAAAGCCGGGGAGGAAGAGGCGUGCCAUCUUCUUAUCUGGAGCUGUCUUGUGCACCUUCUUUCUUUGUUUUGGCCCAGCCAAUAUCCUGUUGCUGAUGCAACUCUUUUUUCCACAUCAACAGCUCCGUAGCAUCUUUUUUGCCUACACGCUCACCCUUUCCCUGAGUACCCUCAACUGUUGCAUCAACCCCUUAAUCUACUAUUACGCUUCCUCAAAAGGUCAGAGCCAGGUCUGGAGUCUUCUGUGCCACAGAAAGCUGCUUCUGGUUGGAAAAGGGAGUCAAACAAGCAGCAACACUGCACCCUUUCCCAGUGGCUUAGACCAUUCAUUUCACACUUAGUUCUUUAUAGCUGUAUCUAAAUAAUGCAUGGAUUUGUAAUAUCACAAGUGUGAAUAUAAAUUUUCAGUGUCACAUGGGAGCAUUUCCCUAUAUAGCAGGGGUAUCUGCAGCAUGGUCAAAAAAGUCAGGAUGGGGACUGUGACUGCAUAAUUGAAGCCCCACCUUUUUUUUUAUAUGUGUUGCACUUGCAGUUGUGAAUAUGAG